CGCGCACCGGGCCCGGCCCUGCUCUGCUCUGCUCUGCCCUGCCCGCUGCUGCGGGGAGCCGCGCCGCUAGGCUUGUAGGCGAGGGGUGCGGGAUGGCGGCCCGGCGGCGGUGAGGUGGGCGCCGCGGGGCCCUGGCUGUGGGGCGGCGAUGGCGGCGGCGGUGCGGGCCGCCCUUCUGGGCGCGGCGCUGGGCUGCGCGGCCGCGGCGCUGAUCCCCGCGGCUGACGUGAAGGUGGAGGUGCUGCAGAAGCCGUUCCUCUGCCACAGGAAGACUAAGUGGGGGGACAUGAUGCUGGUUCACUACGAGGGCUACUUGGAGAGGGAUGGCUCCAUGUUCCACUCCACUCACAAGCAUAACAAUGGUCAACCUAUGUGGUUUACACUUGGCAUAAGGGAAGCUAUCAAAGGCUGGGACAAAGGUUUGAAGGACAUGUGUGUGGGAGAGAAGCGGAAGCUAACUAUUCCACCAGCCCUUGCUUAUGGAAAAGAAGGGAAAGGAAAAAUUCCACCUGAGAGCACACUGAUUUUCAACAUUGACCUUCUAGAAAUUAGGAAUGGACCAAGGUCUCAUGAGUCAUUCCAAGAGAUGGAUCUUAAUGAUGACUGGAAACUGUCCAAGCAAGAGGUGAAAAUUUACUUGAAGAAAGAAUUUGAAAAGCAUGGAGCAGUGGUAAAUGACACCCAGCAUGAUGCUUUGGUUGAAGAUAUAUUUGAUAAAGAAGAUGAAGACAGUGAUGGGUUUAUAUCUGCAAGGGAAUUUACAUACAAGCAUGAUGAGCUGUAGAAAAGGGUGGCAUAAUUUUUUUGACACAAAUGGCAGUGACUUAGACUGUCUGGUUCCCGUGUAGUCUUAAUGCUGUGUUUUGGAGUUGACAGCUGCUGUUGGCAAAGAAACACUCUGUUUAUAUAAAAGAAUUUCUGUUCAUUAUGUACAAAUGUUUUAAACGAUCUUAAAGUAUGAAAAUGUACCUCCUUUUAUGCAGCAAAGACUUGCACAUCAGUGUUUUUUAAAUUUUGUAUUAACUUAUUUUUCAGAAAUGAAACGAACCUUCCAGUUAUCAAACAUUGUGAAAAAUCAAAAUCCAGUUCAUUGCCUUUCUGUGAUUUGUUUGUGUGUUAAGAUCACUUUCAGUGACUCCUUUAUGUAUAGCUUCUAAUCUGUGGCUUAAUUACUUGACCUUCCUUCUUGUGUGUCAGUGCUUAAAAAGCAGGGUGCUGGCCUUGCAGCUUUUUCUGCAGAUUUUUAAAAGAUGUACUAGAAGGCGUCAGCACCUCUUCAUACAGCUGAGAAACUGAUACAAAGCUGAAUGAGAAGAAUGACUAUCCCAUGCUGAUUUUGCUCUUCUAAACGGAGAGUGUUACCAACUGUGCCAAUAAUUGUCUGCAUUUUUCUAUAAAUUACGUGAACAAAGUAGGAGUUAAAUGUCAGGCAUUCGCUUCUAAUGUCAGCAACAUUCUACGAAAUGUCUGUAAUUUAUAAAAUAGCAAGUUAUGCUGCA
Gymnogyps californianus (California condor) is the source of this 1499-nucleotide messenger RNA. It is a transcript of the gene FKBP14, whose product is annotated as FKBP prolyl isomerase 14. The coding region runs from base 149 to 784 and encodes 211 amino acids. Gene Ontology annotation, molecular function: calcium ion binding; peptidyl-prolyl cis-trans isomerase activity. The transcript has 4 exons. NCBI's taxonomy places the organism in Eukaryota, Metazoa, Chordata, Aves, Accipitriformes, Cathartidae. The record is from RefSeq and is a predicted model, not a curated record.